AUGCCCCCAAUACCCGUGAGCACCUCUCUUCUCUUGAUCUUUGUCUUACUACCCCUGUUGCCAGUAACAUUUCUCGGUAGAGAUUACUGGUGUUCCGGACUAAAGAUCGACUCCUUGGUCGAUGGCAAGUGGGUCUAUCAGUGUUUACGAAGGUACGAAGCUGCGCCGGCACAGAGGGUACUGGUGACGAACACGCAUGGGGAGACUAUCGUCGGCCUGCUGCACCACAUGGGGUUCGACAAGGUUGUAGUGCUUUGCCAUGGCUUUAGGGCUUCCAAGGACGAUAGCCUCAUUACUGAUCUUGCAGCUGCACUAACAAAGCAAGGGAUUAGCGUGUUUCGUUUUGAUUUUAGUGGAAAUGGAGAAAGUGAAGGUGAAUUCCAGUAUGGCAACUACAAGAAGGAGGCUGCUGACUUGCACUCUGUUGUCUUGUAUCUUCGCCAGGAAAAGUACGAUGUAGCAGCAAUUGUUGGUCACAGCAAAGGUGGAGAUGUGAUGGUUCUAUAUGCCUCUAUCUACAACGAUGUCCCCAUGGUGGUUAACCUUUCUGGUCGGUUUAAUUUGGAGAAAGGCAUUGAAGAGCGCCUAGGCAAAGAGUUUAUGGAUAGAAUAAACAAAGAAGGCUACAUUGAUGUCGCAAACAAAUCAGGAAAUGUUUUGUACAGAGUAACCAAAGAGAGCUUGAUGGAACGACUGAGCAAUGAUAUGCACGCAGCCAGCCUUUCCAUCAGCAAAGAGUGCAGGUUCUUUACAAUUCAUGGUUCAGCUGACGAGAUCAUACCCGUGGAAGAUGCAUACGAGUUUGCAAAGCUUAUACCAAAUCACAAACUGCGUGUCAUUGAGGGAGCAAAUCACUGCUACACUGCUCACCGUAGAGAACUUUCUGAUGCCGUAGUAGAAGCCAUCACAUCCAGUGAGGAAGGGGAAACCACACCCUAG
Messenger RNA from Miscanthus lutarioriparius, 939 nucleotides. The record is from the annotation of a GenBank genome assembly. NCBI's taxonomy places the organism in Eukaryota, Viridiplantae, Streptophyta, Magnoliopsida, Poales, Poaceae.